This is a messenger RNA of Terrapene triunguis (Three-toed box turtle), 2141 nucleotides long. RefSeq names its product neurofilament light (gene NEFL). Gene Ontology annotation, cellular component: postsynaptic intermediate filament cytoskeleton; intermediate filament; cytoplasm. The record is from RefSeq and is a predicted model, not a curated record. Gene Ontology annotation, biological process: neurofilament bundle assembly. Gene Ontology annotation, molecular function: structural constituent of postsynaptic intermediate filament cytoskeleton. Lineage: Eukaryota; Metazoa; Chordata; Testudines; Emydidae. Bases 1 to 1860 code for a protein of 619 amino acids. The transcript has 4 exons.
AUGAGCUCCUUCGGCUACGACCCCUUCUUCCCCGCCUACAAGCGGCGCUACGCCGAGAGUCCCCGGCUGCACAUCGGCACGGUGCGCAGCAGCAGCGGCGGCGGCGGCGGCUAUGGCUUGUCCCGCUCCACCUACUCCAGCCUCUCGGCGCCGGUCUCCUCCGUGUCGGUGCGCCGGAGCUACGCCGCCUCGUCGGCCUCGGGCUGCCUGCUGCCCUCGGUGGAGAGCUUCGACCUGAGCCAGGUGGCGGCGAUGAGCAGCGACCUCAAGUCCAUCCGCAGCCAGGAGAAGGCGCAGCUGCAGGACCUCAACGACCGCUUCGCCAGCUUCAUCGAGCGGGUGCACGAGCUGGAGCAGCAGAACAAGGUGCUGGAGGCCGAGCUGCUGGUGCUGCGGCAGAAGCACGCCGAGCCCUCCCGCUUCCGCGCCCUCUACGAGCAGGAGAUCCGCGAGCUGCGCCUGGCGGCCGAGGAGGCCAGCGGCGAGAAGCAGGCGCUGCAGGGCGAGCGGGAGAGCCUGGAGGAGACGCUGCGCGGGCUGCAGGCGCGCUAUGAGGAGGAGAUCCUGAGCCGGGAGGACGCCGAGGGCCGGCUGCUGGAGAUGCGCAAAGGGGCGGACGAGUCGGCGCUGGCCCGGGCCGAGCUGGAGAAGCGCAUCGACAGCCUGCUGGACGAGCUGGCCUUCCUCAAGAAGGUGCACGAGGAGGAGCUGGCCGAGCUGCAGGCGCAGAUCCAGUACGCGCACCUCUCGGUGGAGAUGGAAGUGUCGGCCAAGCCGGACCUCUCGGCCGCGCUGCGCGACAUCCGGGCGCAGUACGAGAAGCUGGCGGCGCGCAACAUGCAGAACGCCGAGGAGUGGUUCCGCAGCCGCUUCACCGUGCUCACCGAGAGCGCCGCCAAGAACACCGACGCCGUGCGCGCCGCCAAGGACGAGAUCUCCGAGAGCCGCCGGCUGCUCAAGGCCAAGACGCUGGAGAUCGAGGCCACCCGCGGCAUGAACGAGGCGAUGGAGAGGCAACUGCAGGAGCUGGAGGAGAAGCAGAACGCCGAUAUCGCCGCCAUGCAGGACACAAUUAAUAAAUUAGAAAAUGAACUGAGAACCACAAAGAGUGAGAUGGCCCGUUAUUUGAAAGAAUAUCAAGAUCUUCUCAAUGUGAAAAUGGCUCUGGAUAUUGAAAUUGCAGCAUACAGAAAAUUGCUGGAAGGUGAGGAGACACGGCUUAGUUUCACUGGUGUUGGAAGCAUAACCAGUGGCUACACUCAGAGUGCCCCAGUCUUUGGCAGGUCUGCCUACAGCGGUUUACAGAGCAGCUCCUAUUUGAUGUCAGCCCGUUCCUUCCCUGCUUACUACUCCAGUCACGUUCAGGAAGAACAGAUAGAAGUAGAGGAGACUAUUGAGGCAGCAAAAAUGGAAGUGGCCAAAGCAGCACCCCCUUCAGAAGAAGGUGAGGAGGAGGAGAAGGAGGAGGCUGAGGAAGAGGAGGGAGGAGAAGAAGCUGAAGAAGAGGAAGAAGCAGAAUCAAGACCCUGGCUCAGCAGCUGCUACAUGCAAGAUGUGGAAUGCUUUAUUGCUGCUCAAUUUUUAAAGGUGCCAAGGAGGAAUCUGAGGAAGCCAAAGAGGGUGAGGAGGAGGAAGGAGGAGAAGAGGAAGAAGGAGAAGAAGGGGAGGAAUCCCAAGAGGCUGCUGAGGAAGCUGAAGAUGGGGAGAAGAAGGAAGAGGCAGCAGGAGAGGAAGAGAAAAAAGAGAAGAAGAAGGAUUGAUUUAGACUGUGUGUCGGUUUCCCAAUCAGGUCACAAAACAAUCCAUAAAUUUACUGAGCUAAAAAUGUCACACCAUGUAUUUAAUUCAGAGACAAUUUAGGUUUAAAGUUAAAGUUCUAUGGUGUUUUUUCUCUAUGCACAGUAUCAGUAUGCUUGCAGAGUAUCCAUUGGCUUGCUUCCAGAAUAUGCAUGGUGUUUACUUAUCAGUUCAGGAGCUAUGUUCAAUUUGGAUGAUUCAAAACCUUAAAAUUAAAAUAAAAUUGUCACUUGGGAGACAAAAUAUGUUUAAACUAAAUUCAAAAUAGCUAUGGAAACCUUGAGUGGUAAAGUAAUGAAGGCUUCAAUAAAGUAUGUGCAAUAAAGCUAGACAAUAAAGUUAAA